Oldenlandia corymbosa var. corymbosa is the source of this 540-nucleotide messenger RNA. The record is from the annotation of a GenBank genome assembly. NCBI's taxonomy places the organism in Eukaryota, Viridiplantae, Streptophyta, Magnoliopsida, Gentianales, Rubiaceae.
AUGUGGGAGCUUUUCGACAAAUCGGCGGGUAAGAACAGCCAUAUGAGAAGGGUUGUUUACGUUGUAACUAGAUUGUCUCAGAUGAGCCCAAAGAAGAUCGGUAGAUCGGCUGGCUGCGGAACGUGGAACGCGGAGGCUACCAACAAACCGGUCCUGGAAGGUGGCAGAGUUAUAGGGUAUCAUAAGCAGUUGACAUACACGGUGAAAUCCGAGGCGGCAAACAGAGGAUCUUGGUACAUGAACGAGUAUUCUUUGUCGGAGCAAGUUUUGAAACAACCAGGGAUUAAGAGCACCGAUUUCGUAAUCUGUCGCAUAGUUAGGGAUGACUCAAAAGUUUGUAAGGUUAAGGAUUCAUCCUCCAAGACUACUGCUUGUUCAACAAGUAAUAAUAAGGCGGGUGGUCGGAAGCGUAAGGAUUGUUGUGGAGACGUGACGAAUAUUCAUAAUCAAGAUGAUCAUUCAUCAGGAGAAAUCAUGGGAUCAUCAUCAGCGGCUGGAUUUCCAGAUCCGCAAGGAGGAGGAGGUGGAGUAACGUUCUAA